UUCUGCCCAUAAACACAUCCGGCUUUAAAGGGAGCUGGAGAGAGAAAGCCUCAUGGAAAAUUCUAGAAACAUUUUUCCUUUGUAUUUGAAUACUUACUUGCAGGACCUUGCUUUUGCAGCUACAUGCUCUGGAUCAGACCCCACUUCCUGAGCCCCUUUGUGCCCGGGCUUCUCCCUGGCAUCCAACAGAAUUUAAAGGCACAAACACAAAUGCAUGGAAACAAGUUGCCAUAGAAACAAGUCUGUUGGGGGAGCUAGAGAGAUAAUACAGUGGGUAGGGUACUUGCCUUAUAUGUGGCCGACUCAGGACGAUCCCUAGCAUCCUAUAUGAUCCCCAAGCCUGACAGAAGUAACCCCUGAACACUGCCAAGUGUGGCUCCAAAACAGAACAAAAAAUGAAGCAAGUCUGUUGAGGGAAGGUUACCAGAAUACCUGUGCGUUUGGCACAGAGUGCUUCCCGUGUUUACACUAACCCUCUGGCCACAGGUACGUUGUGCAGCUGGGGGGUGCUCAGCCUGUCUUGUCUUGACUGCAGAGUUGGAGCUGUGGAAGCAGACCUGGGGUGCUGGCCAGGUAUCAGGGGCUCCUUGCCUGUCAGUAUGACCCUUCCCCCACAUCUCCUGUCAGCCACCAUGCCCCCUCAAAGCAGAGCAUCAGAGACUCAGGGCCACCUGCCCAUGGAGACAAUGGCCUCUGUGUGCAUGGUGGUUGGGGGUGUGGACAUAAGCAAAUGAGCACAGCACACAGAUAGGUGGUGUGAACUCCCAAUGCCACACUCACCAGCAUGGAGGGGAGCCGGAGUUCACUCGGCCUGGGCAGGGGGCAGCGGGUCUCUGCGGAAAGCCAGGCCAUGGCCAACCUGCAGAAUCUGGCUCUACGCUGGUUCACAGAGACACAGGCCUCCUUCAUUCUGCAGAAUGGAGUUCUGCCCCCCUGGUUCCACGGAUUCAUCACACGCAAGGAGACGGAACAGCUGCUCAGGGACAAGUCCCUCGGCUCCUUUCUCAUCCGCCUCAGUGACCGGGCCACCGGCUACAUCCUGUCCUAUAGGGGCCGUGACCGCUGCCGCCACUUCCUCAUCAACCAGCUCCCCAACCGGCGCUACCUUAUCUCAGGGGACGUCCAGAGCCACGGCACGCUGGCUGAGCUGCUGAGCCACUACCAGCAGGUGCAGCUGGAGCCCUUUGGGGAGACCCUGGCUACAGCCUGUCCCCGGGAGGAGGACAGUGAACUAUACGAUGCCAUCUCCCUGGGACUCCAGCAAACCAGCGCCUCAGCCCCAGUGCCCCUCCCGGUGGCCCCCGAACAGGCCUCUAGUCUCAGGACAUCUCCAAAGCCCCAGGAUUCCUUCCUCCAUGGGAAGAGGAGCCCAGAGAGCCAGGUGACUGUCCCUAAGGAGGAAGAUAUACAGGCCUCCGACAAGGUGCCACCCCUCCCUGAGCGCAGUGCCUCCCUUCUGGACAAGCCCCAGGGAAGCCCCAAUGACAUCAUCUACGCAGACCUGAGGAAAACCAAGCAGGCUCCAGGGGGCCUGAACACCGAGGUGUCCGGCCGACUCACACCAGUCCCAAGCCAGGAAGCCCCGCAGAGACUCUCAGAUGCAACUCCCGGUCCCCGGGGCCUCUUUCUGGCACCCAGUGCUGGGGCCCCAGGGAUCUCCAUCAUAUCCUGGAGUCAGGGGUCUCAGCACAGCUCACCCGAUGGCGCUGCAGACACCUACGAGGCCAUCGGCUCCACCAGCCUUGCUGACAAGACCAGGCCCCAGCAGGGGGAUGGCAGCACCUAUGAGUCUGUCCAGGUCUGCUGGGGGGGCCCAGCACAGAGCCCCCUCCGGAGAGGCUCAGGGCCACUGGACUGCAGCUAUGAUAGAAUCUCAAGGGGCCCUGUGCCCCUGGAUCCUGGAAACACCUAUGAGCAGAUCCCAGCAGCCAGAAACAAGGACUCUGGACGGGCCCAGAAGGUGAGUAUGUGAGCCGGGGGUGUGUGGGCGAUGUGAUGGUGGUGAGUGGGAUGGAAUGCAUGGUAGGUUGUGGUGUGAGGUGGGGUGUGUGGAAUGGUGUGCACUGUGUAGUGAUAUGAGGUAUGUGACACGAUGUGAAGUGGGUGUGUGGUAUGGUGUGAGGUGGGUAUGUAAUGUGUGGUGUGGUAUGAGGUGGGGUGUGAUGUGGAGUAUGUGGUAUGAGGGGAGGUGUAUGGUGUGUGGUGGGGUGUGAGGUGGGGUAUGAGGUGGAGUGUGCGUUAUUGUGUGGUGUAGUAGUGUGAGGUGGGUGUGUGGUAUGGGGUGGGGUGGGGUGUGGAGUGGGGUGAAAUGGGGUAUGUGGUGUGGUGUGGGAUGGGAUGUGUGAUGUUGAGUGAGGUGUGGGAUGGGAUGGGGUGUGGUGUGGUUGUGAGGUGGGAUAUGAGGUAGAAUGUGGGACGUGGUGUGUGGUGGUGGUGUGAGGUGGGUGUGUGGUGUGGAGUGAGGUGGGGUGAAGUGAAGGGUGAAGUGGGUUGUGUGUGGUGAUUUGAGGAAGCUCCCAGGCAGCUCAGGGACUAGGAGGGAGUUGAGGCUCCUGGGAUGUGGAGGCCCUUCCUCAGUCUCUGCACCAGUGCCCAUCUGCUGGAGCCCACAGGGAGAGGCCAUCCUGAAGUUCCUGGGGGACCAGGCAGAGACAAGUUCAACUGAAAGGCCAUUAUGAAGAUCAGGAGGCUGGGGCCCCUGUUCCCGGGCCCUGUCUAUGAAGUUCUACAGAGGUCCACAAUGCUAUCCUUGUCCCCAUAUGUCCCAUACUCUGCCUCCAAAGGGCACAGCACUUCCCCCCACAGCUGCAGGCACUGGGAUGCCACAGGGCCCUUCCCUAGCUCAGCCCAGCCCCCAGGUCUGUGUUGGUGGCCCCCAGCCCAGACACCCCAGCCCUGGCUCCAGCAUCUUCUCCCCUUUUGCAGCCCGAGAAGCUCCGAAAGAUGUUCUUCACUGACAAGAAGCCCAGAGCCUGAAGAAGGCCUGGAUGCCACCCCUGGGAUGCUCCAUCAGGCUCUGUGGGGGCACCAGGGAGCCUCAGGUCCAAACAGGCUGCUCUGGAGAUAGGCUGCAUUCUUAUUCAGCAGCCUCUGGCCGCGACCACCCAUCCCUAUGCCUGGUGUCCUAUCCUAGGUCUGGGUGGUGGGGAAAGGACAGGGCAGGGGUUACACACCAUUUCCAAGAUGAGUGCAGGAGCAGGGCUGACAGCAUCCCUCACUGACACCUCCUGGGGGAGGCCAAUCCCCAGCUGAUUAGUGGAUACUGGACAUUGCAUCUUAUAGGAAGCACUCAGCAGGAAGGUUGAGGGGAACAGUUAGCUGCCCCCUUCCCACCCUCCCAUUCAUGAGGGGCUGUAA
Sorex araneus (European shrew) is the source of this 3357-nucleotide messenger RNA. It is a transcript of the gene SH2D7, whose product is annotated as SH2 domain containing 7. The record is from RefSeq and is a predicted model, not a curated record. Bases 785 to 1972 code for a protein of 395 amino acids. NCBI's taxonomy places the organism in Eukaryota, Metazoa, Chordata, Mammalia, Eulipotyphla, Soricidae. The transcript has 5 exons. Gene Ontology annotation, cellular component: cytoplasm.